Molecule: messenger RNA, 804 nt
Organism: Melampsora larici-populina 98AG31
Lineage: Eukaryota; Fungi; Basidiomycota; Pucciniomycetes; Pucciniales; Melampsoraceae
Exons: 4
Coding region: 1-804 (267 amino acids)
Biological process (GO): cytosolic ribosome assembly; maturation of 5.8S rRNA; maturation of LSU-rRNA
Cellular component (GO): cytosol; nucleolus; preribosome, large subunit precursor
Molecular function (GO): ribosomal large subunit binding
Source: RefSeq, a predicted model, not a curated record
AUGGCCGUCCGUUGUCGAUUCGAAGCCUCAUCAGAUAUUGGCGUGUUUUCUACUUUGACAAACUCUUACUGCCUUGCAUCACUUUCAACCGGUUCUACCAAUUUCUUUUCCACAUUCGAAUCUGAAUUGAGUGAAGUGAUUCCAGUUAUUCACACUACUAUCGCUGGAACUCGUAUCAUUGGUCGUUUGACGUGUGGUAACCGACAUGGUUUAUUAGUUCCUGCAACUACAACAGAUCAGGAACUUCAACAUCUUCGAAACUCUCUUCCUGAUUCAGUGGCAAUGCAGCGGGUAGAAGAACGACUUUCAGCGCUUGGAAAUGUAAUUGCUUGUAACGAUUAUGUUGCAUUAGUACAUCCAGAUAUUGACCGUGAAACAGAAGAGAUUAUUGCAGAUGUACUCAAAGUUGAAGUUUUUAGACAAACGGUAGCUAAUAACGUUUUAGUUGGAUCUUAUUGUGCACUUUCUAAUCAAGGAGCAUUAGUACACCCAAAAACAACUAUUCAAGCACAAGACGAACUGAGUAGUUUGCUACAAGUUCCUCUGGUUGCUGGAACAGUCAAUCGGGGUUCCGACGUUAUUGGAGCUGGAAUGGUAGUUAACGAUUGGUGUGCAUUUACAGGGCAAGUAUUUAUAUCCCUCCUCUUAAAAGAUACGCCAAACUUACUUUCGUUUCUUCGAGAAUACAGACUAGACACAACGGCUACCGAAGUAUCUGUGAUUGAAGCUGCCUUUAAACUGCAAGGACAAGAUACAUCAGCCAUUGAAGGCAUGAGAGCCACUUUGAUCGAUCAGUUUGCAUAG